Messenger RNA from Aaosphaeria arxii CBS 175.79, 402 nucleotides. RefSeq lists its product as uncharacterized. NCBI's taxonomy places the organism in Eukaryota, Fungi, Ascomycota, Dothideomycetes, Pleosporales. The record is from RefSeq and is a predicted model, not a curated record. The transcript has a single exon. The coding region runs from base 1 to 402 and encodes 133 amino acids.
AUGUUCCGCUGCCAACCAACCCGCACCCUCCUCCAACGCGCCACCUACCUCCGCUCCCACGGCUGCCACCCCUCCACCCUCUCCCGCCCCCUCACCACCACCACCCCCUUCCUCGCCCAAAAGGACGCCCAGGACAAAGACUCCCUCAACCCCCGCUCCACCGAGUACUCCAAGUCCGGGGGCGGCGACGACGCCGCGGCGCACACGGACGCCGCAUUCAACCCCAACAAGACGCGGCCCGAGGAAGAAGGGCAGCACGAGAAUCCGCUGGAGACGAGCCCGGGGAAUAAGGAGGUUAGCAAGGCGAGGAAGGAGGAUGAGGGCGGGGCGCAGGGGUCGCCGAGGAGGAGUACGAGUAGUAAGGGGAGUGCGCCGAAGGCGGGGGGUGGGAAGUCGGGGUGA